CCUAAAACCGUACAUUACAAUACGCGAACAUCCUGUUGUACAUCGAAUUCUGUUUAUUUUCUUUCCGUCUGAAAGUUAUUAACACAAAAUAAUCUAUUAAAUAUAAAAUCUGCUGGACAGUUGAAUAAAAAACCACGUUCCAUAUUUCUGAUGCUGAACAGAGAGACGUUAUGUCAGGUUCUCGUGGGCGCAAAGUAACGACCAGUAGGUCUGGUGGUGACCCAAGAUGGCCUGAACGCCAACAGUCUUAUUACAAUCAAAAUACAUCUAUCCCAGAUCUUAGAAGUUUGGGAGGCUGGGAUAACUGGAAUUUUCGUCCAACAACAAGUUAUAAUGCCUGGCAACAUAGUUCUAAUUUGCAUCAGGUCUGGCCAUCAACUCAGUAUCAAGGAGGUUACUUCAGUGAAGAUCGCCAUUCAAGAACAGGAGCUUUUGAGCCGGUCCAACACAGGUUUCCAAAUUCAUUUAAUCCACCUAACCAUUUUGCAGAACGUAGCUUGGCACAUUUGAACCACACACCACUAAAUGAAUUAACUAGUGGCAGCCACAGCGGAUCAAGAGAUCUAGUAACCCCCCGUGAAUCUUCAUCUUCACACAACAAACAGUCAAUCUCUGCGAAAGACAAGCAAAAUGUUCAGAGUGUGAGAAGCAAAGUCACUGACAGAUCUGCUGCUGGUAGGAGUAGAAUACCAAGUAGUGAAUCACAACAAGAUAGCAGUAAGCAAAAUCCUAGAGUCCCAGUGUCCAUAGCUGAGAAGCAAAGUGUACCUGUAAAAUCAGCCAGCUUCAUGCCUCCUAAUGACGAUUUGAGGAAUAAAGUAAAGGCUUCCCUUGAAAAGUUUGCUGCAGCAAAAGAUCAGGUCCCUCCGAAGAUAACUUCGUCUACAGCGGCCGAACCUCUUUUACCAUCGUCACCCCAAAAAGUGCGGGAGUCUCGUGUACCAACCAUGGAAACUUUAUCUUCUCCAACUACACGGCAUACGAUCAGACUCCCGGCAAGCUGUCAUCGACGCACAUCGCAAUCAAGCUCAACAUCAAAUUCAACAGUGAACAACGAUGCAUCUAGCAACCCGCUAGAAGGCAUUGGCUUCAUUCAGAAUACAAGUAGCCAGGUGAUAGACCAGACGCCCAGGGUUGCUAGCGCAGCUACGAUCUCAAGUAGUGAUGUACCGACACAGGAAAAUGAGCCGUUGACUACCAUCCCCAAGGAUCAGUUAAAUAAGUACAUCAGAUCUAUGGACAAUCAUCAGCGAAGGCAAUUGGUGGAACAGCCGCGGGCCAUUAUCUCGCAAUAUAUGCUUAAUCACCUAGUACAGGAAAACCAAACUGCCAGAGCUCGGCAGUUAUCAUCAUUACGUUUUCGACUGAGCUCAAACGAAUUGGAAUUUUCGUCGAGGACGGAAACAAAUGUCAUACUGUCAGAAGAACUUGUUGACGAAUUUAAGGAAUUACUUUCACGAGAUGACGAAGAAUCUGUUACGCCCGCAUCAACGUCGAAAAGACCAGAUUCUGAAGAUGAAGACAUUCAAGUCUUAGAACCACCACCAAAGGAGCCCCCCUUGUGCAUAGACUUGGAUCUGGAUGAUAAGUCACCAGAUGCUUCGCCAUCUUCCCUUAAACGGUUACCUGCCGAAAAGCCCACCGCUCUCCAACAAGAGUUAAAAUCACCGAUGAUCGGUCGGGUUGAAAGUCCUAGCAAUCGGAGUAAUAAUAACAUAGCUUGGGCAGACGGUAACCCCGCUUCUCCUCUUAUGGUGUCUUCAAAGCCAGCUGUAGCAUCUACAGAAGUUGCCCCUGUAUCGGCAGUACCGGAGCAAACAAGUGCUGUAACAGAAACCGCUACAGUGAGUCAAGCGCCUUGCCCCGUGCCAGUAAGUGCAUCCCCUGCCUCUCGCUGUAGCCCACCUUCUGUCAUGACUGCACCAGUGCAGCCACAGUCAACUCAAAACAAGCCAAGCUCAGCCUCCACCAGUACUCCUCCGUGUAUUACUACUACCGUUUCGGCGGGAAAGAAAAGUUUCCUAGAGAAGCCAGGCAAAAACAAAAAGAGGAAGGAAAGGCGAGAACUGAAGAAAACGGGUGGUCAAGAAAAACAAAAUUUGAAAAAACAAAAAAGUAAGCAAAAAUCACCAACAACAUCUCCUGUGAAAACGAAUGCUGAGUUAAUGAUCCAUUGGAGACAAGCGCAGAGUACCUCAGAAAAUCCAGCAGAAGCUGGGGAAUCAGACACAACGGAAAGGGUGGCGUCGGCACUGGAGCGAGCUGAAUCCUUAGAAAAAGGACCUCAAUCUGGUAGGACGAAAAGCGCUCUUAACUUUCUCUUGAUAGAUUUGCAAGCAGAGGAACAAGAAGGCAAAAACAGAAUCGCUUUGAUUGAUCGAACAAUUGAAGAACUCCAGUUGGAACGUAAAGCUCUAACUGAUAAGGUGCUUGCCCUCAAACAAAAACAAUUUGAUCUUUUACGUUCGGCUAUGUGUUCAAAUACUUUCGACGAUGACAGCUCAUCUGUGCCAUUAGAAUCUGUCAAAACGACGAUUAAGGUACCUCCCGCCACGGAAAUAGCUAAAGACAAGGUUGUGGAAGACAAGGCAACCAAUGAUGACACAUUAACCGUCCAGACAACUCCUGCUGUAGCCUCCAUUCAGUUACUGAGUCUAAUGCAUCAGCUGGAGGAGAAUGGGGUGCAGGUGAAUCUAGGUGACGUGGAACUUGCUGUUCCAAUAGAUCCAGCUCCUCCAGUUAGUGCCAUUACUUCGAUAGGAAACAAACGAAAAAGGAUAGCCGGUGAUGAUUCAAAACAACCGAAGAAAAAGGGCACACCGACUAAUUCUCCGGCACGAAUUGUUACCGGUGCCCAAGCUGUUGAGAAGCCGGAUCAGUUACCGGGAAACUCGCUUCUUAUACAUCCUAUCCAGUCAAACAAUACUUCAGGUCCAUUACAGACUAUGUCUGUUGGUCAAAUUAACCAGAUUUCCUCGUCUAUUUCGGCCGUUAUUGCGCAACCAGUAGACCCUAAUUAUGAAAAAAAAGCAGCGUCGCCACUCGCCCAUGGCGGUCAAUCAAAAAAGGCAACAACAUCCGAUACAUCGGUUGCCACAGAGUCUCAAACCUCAUCAAAUGAAUCAUCUACGACAAAAUCUCACAAGAUAUCUUCGUCUGCUGUUAAAGCAGUGGAGCCGAAAAAGACAAUGAGCGUUCAUGAAAAAACUGUUACAGACAAAAGUGCACCUAACACUUGUCAAACAGUGGACAAAGAAACCUAUAUCACUACCUCGCGUCCCGCUGAAGCUGUUCGCACCUAUUCACGGCGUGAAGAUUCUACUAACCAGAAAAAUACUACACCAAAGCCUGCUCCUGUUAAUACCCAAAGCGCUGGAACGAGUACUAAAACUCCUCGACCAGCUGGAUCCAAUCAAGUGAACGAUCUUGCUCCAACCCCUCCAGUCCCUACAGAAAAAGCGGCAAGUUGCCCUGUGCCUGCCGAGGUCGUACCUCAGCCGUCUCUCAACGCAGCGUCCUCGUCAGAUUCAUGCAAUUUUGUUUUAUUACGAUCGCAUCAAUCGUCCGUAAGAUGUGUGUUUAUUUGCGGCCCCUGCGCGUUCACAGCUUCAGAAGACGGGACGGUGCACAUCUACGACCUUUUGACGAAUUCGUUAUCAAUGCGGAUACUGGGCCACACAAAGCCAGUCACAUGGUUGUAUGCGGCCUCAUUGAGCACACCAAGUGAAGUGCUGAAAACCAUCAAAUACACGACAGAGUAUCUUAAUCAUCUGACGUUGAUCACGGGUAGCGAAGAUGCCCACAUACGACAAUUUUCUCUGGACAGUGGUGCCCUACUUCACGAGAAAUUUUGCGAAUUUCCGUUGACGUGUGUUGUUGGUCACAAACUGCAAUCGAAGCUCUAUGUUGGUACUACCGAAGGAACUGUCUACACCUACAGUCCCAAACUCAACGCGCUGAGAACAAACAAGUUCAAAGCAAAUGCCGAAGUAAUUUCCAUGAAGAUAUUAGCCGUUCGUGGAAAAAGGGCAAUUAUCGUGGCAGCAAGGCGAAUGGAUCCUGUAAUCUAUGAUCUGGAAACGGAAGAAGCACUCUUCACACUUACUUCCAACAUUCCCAGCAGUUCCUUUUACUCCAUUUCGACUGCUGCAAAUCUUAUAUUCUGUUGUGACGCCAACAAAAAGGUGUUCAAAUUUGAUACAAAUAGCGAUAAGCCUCUUUGUCAAACGGAUACACUGCCUUCUGCUGCCGUGGGCUCGUUCUACGAUGGCAAACGAUACCUUGUCUUAGGCUGCAUGGAUGGAGUCAUUCGUGUUCUAGAUACUACGCAGAAACCACAGAAAACACCUUCCCGUCUUUUUGCCUUGCCAGGACAUGUUCUGAAAACUCUCACAUGUAUGAAGGUCUUUGGGGAAAGGAUUGUUGGUGGAUCGCUGAACGGAGAAGUUGGUCAUUGCCGACUCCCCAAUCUAGAGGCCCUAAGUAAAAGUCAGCCGCAAAUGUGAAGACACGUUUCAGUGUGAAGAUAAUCUACUUUAAAAGUAGAAGAAUUUGAAUAAUA
Messenger RNA from Daphnia carinata, 4561 nucleotides. Its product is annotated as mucin-2-like. NCBI's taxonomy places the organism in Eukaryota, Metazoa, Arthropoda, Branchiopoda, Diplostraca, Daphniidae. Gene Ontology annotation, molecular function: protein binding. The record is from RefSeq and is a predicted model, not a curated record.